Molecule: messenger RNA, 1248 nt
Organism: Penicillium cosmopolitanum
Lineage: Eukaryota; Fungi; Ascomycota; Eurotiomycetes; Eurotiales; Aspergillaceae
Product: bZIP transcription factor
Exons: 4
Coding region: 1-1248 (415 amino acids)
Biological process (GO): regulation of DNA-templated transcription
Molecular function (GO): DNA-binding transcription factor activity
Source: RefSeq, a predicted model, not a curated record
AUGGACCAACAAGUACCACUGCCCCUAGCUAGCGACCUACCUCUCUUUAAUUGGGAAGACUUCCGUCAAAGCACAUCACUACCCGAAUCCGGCCACCCAUUAUUACAGGAAUCGGCGACCUCUGAUAUCAACUCAUUGCUCUCAGCCUGCUCCUAUCCCCUGUCCGAAUCAUACGACUCACGAAAUGCUCAAAGUAAUACGCCAUCACCAAAUUCUGACGACUCCGCCCUUGAGCUCGCGUUUUACUUGAACCGGACGAACACAAACCAAAUACCCGGCUCUAAAUCGACGACACCACGGCCACAGAAACGCCAGCGAGAUGGACCAAAGAAGGCCACACCAGCGAAUAACUAUAGAACGCCUCAAGCUGUUGGUGAUAGUGAGGAAAAUCCUGGACAGCGUCGUCGCAUGCAAACUCGCAUGGCACAACGUGCAUAUCGUUCACGACAACAAGCCACGUUUGAAGGCCUCAAGAGCCGCAUCUCCCUUUUGGAGACCUCAAUGGAGAAAAUGAGCUCUGCUAUGCUGUCAUUUAGUGCGCACCUUACAAGGACCCACAGUCAACCGCCAGGCACCCGACAUCCCCUCCACCUGCCCAUGGAUGGCAUUGAAUUUUAUAACCCUAACAGUACUGUCAUGUCAUAUACCGUCACUUCAUCAGGAAUUUCGGUUUUAGAGGUAUCCGAAUUCAUUGACAGGCUGCUUCUAGCAGCUCUCUACCAGGGACAUCUCGCUCUAUGCAAUCCGUCAAUCGGCUUGGAUCAACUCCAGAGGCCCUUUGGGAUUAUUUUUAGUAUUAUGAGUCGUGAACGCCUGGCAUCCUACUUUAAAGCGGAAUUAUAUGCUCACGCAAGCCAAAAGCCGCUGGAUGGAUGGGAGGAAGUCCCCCUGUUCAGGUUGGGGGGCGCGGGAACCCAUUAUCCCGACAGGAGCAUGGGUGCAUUUGUCCCUCAUUACCAGAGAUGGGGAACUGUGGAGGACCCCAUAUCACUCGUCAAGGAAGACUUACGAAAGCAACUAGAAGGUGAUUGGUUUGACUUGCAAGAUCUGAAGGGAUAUCUUCAAGAUAAGAAUGUGCUCCUGGUUGCGUCAGCUGGUGAGCCAACAAGAUACUCGAAAGUGCAGACCAAUAUCAAUGUCUCACGUUUCAUAUCAACGUUGAUAAGCAGAGGAGUUUGCCUAGGUCGCACACCUGGGUUCCAACGCAAUGAUGUGGAGGAGGCCCUGCACGUUUCGACUGUUGUGUGA